This is a messenger RNA of Myotis lucifugus (little brown bat), 2147 nucleotides long. RefSeq names its product dihydropyrimidinase like 2 (gene DPYSL2). NCBI's taxonomy places the organism in Eukaryota, Metazoa, Chordata, Mammalia, Chiroptera, Vespertilionidae. Bases 254 to 913 code for a protein of 219 amino acids. The transcript has 2 exons. The record is from RefSeq and is a predicted model, not a curated record.
GCCCAGCCAAACCCAACUUUGCAGCUCGCGGGAGCUCCCGCGGCGGCGGGGGCGUGGGCAGGGGGAGCUAGCGGGUCAGGAGGAGGGGCCGGAGGGAGGGUCGCCCGCUCGCCAGCCCUCCUUCCUUUCUGUGCACCUUGCGGUAGGCAGAGCGCGGCGGUGGCGGCGGCAGCCGGGGGCUGUGCUCAGGGAGGCGGACCUAGGGACCGCAGACGGGCGGACAGACGGAGGGACCCUCCCCGAGCCCCGCACCAUGGCCGAGAGGAAGCAGUCCGGGAAGGCGGCAGAGGACGAAGAGGUCCCUGCCUUUUUUAAGAACCUGGGUUCAGGAAGCCCCAAGCCCCGGCAGAAAUUCUGUGGCAUGUUCUGCCCGGUGGAAGGGUCCUCGGAGAACAAGACCAUCGACUUCGACUCGCUGUCGGUGGGCAGGGGCUCGGGGCAGGUGGUGGCUCAGCAGCGGGACGUCGCCCACUUGGGCCCGGACCCGCAGCCGCCGUACUCCCGGCAGGGCCGGCGUGCCGGCGGGGAGCCAUCUGUUGAAUCGGGCCGGAAGGUGGCGAUCCGGCGGGCCUCGGGCAAGGAAGCCCUGCAGAACGUCUACGACCAGCUGUGGCCUGGUGUCCCACCCUUUUUCGAUGCAGCUCGGAGCGUGCGGUGGAGGCUUCGGGUAAAGGCUUGGGCUCCCCAGGGGUCGGGAGGGGCGGGCGGGGGCUCAGACCGCUGCUCCCGCCCGCGCCCAGCGCGCUCUCCACCGCACCGUCUCGCGCUCGCGUCCGGAGCUGGAGGCCAGGACCAUGGUCAGCGGCUCCCGCACCGCCUCGGAGAAUCUCGUCACCCUGAUUCCUGUUCGCAAAGUGAGAAGAACCAGGGAGGCGAUGGAGUCACCCGAGGAAACCCUGACGCUCCUAAAUAGCCCAUAUGCAGAGCAAAGUUCCGCUAAGUCUCUCAGCAAGGGCUUCCCAGAGCCUCCCCCACCCCCGCCCGCCCUAUUUAGGAGGCGCUUUGCAGAUAGGGACUAAGUAGAUUAUGUUCAAAGGGUGAAAAGAAAAGGGAAACACCUUCACAUUUUGAAUAGAUUGUCAAAGAUGGACUCGACCCCCUAUACUGUGUUAAUGGGGAAACAAAGAGAACCAAUAUAGUAAACCUUGAUUUAGAAAAUGUUUGUCACCUCUGGCAAAAAUGAACAGUUUGUAUUUUAAGUGAAGUCAUCUUCUCACACCAGUUUUUUUUUAUCAGUGUGACCCUCAUACUUGUGCAGCCCCCCCCCCCCACAUACACACAAACCGUAAUUUCUCAACUGAUGAAUUACAGUGUGAAAUGUUUUAACACUUGUUUGCUGUUUCUCUCCCAGGCCCAUUGGUGAAGACGAGAAAUGAGUCAAUGAUUGAUUAUUUAUUGAAUAUCUAUUAUGUACCUUGCCUUGUGGGGCUGGGGGAAGGUUAGCUAUAUAAAAAGUUCAAGGCAAUUUUUUUUCCUAAGGGCUUCUAAGUAGUUGGGGGUGGUCUCUACAUAUUCACUGAGUGAUUCCACAGUCAUUUCUUUGGCUCAACAUUCAGGGUGUGUGCUGACAAUGAACACAUCAGAAAACAAUUAACAGUUGGUGAUAAUGGCCCAAAUAUGUUACUGUUUCCUGAUGUAGCAUGGAGUGUGGCAGCCCUUCACUUUUAUUAUAGUCUGAGUGUAUAAUGUUGCAUUUGAAAUUCUACAACUAUAUUGAAUUUUUUACAAUUUAGUAAAACAACAUGUACCCAACUUUAAUGAGUACUUUCACAUUUAAAUACUGUCAAAGUUAGAGAAUGUUAUUUAAAUUAUUAUCUGCUCCUUUAAAUUUUUUUUUAGGUCUUCACUUUUAUAGGGCCAAUUCUAGAAAAGAGAAACCAUUUGCUGUCAUUUUAAAAAGAUAGGGCAACUAAUUACUUAAUUGAUUCCUCUUUCCACAGCCCUGUCCUCUGAUCUACUCCUAUAGGGGAGUACUUGAUAUCCUUAUUUCACUGUGAGUCAACCAGAAGAACUUAAUCCAAAAAACUCACUUUUUACCAAGUCAUUACACAAACUUUGACAAUUGAAGUAAAGUUUUUCUUAAAAAAAAAGAUAUUGAUUUUGUGUGUGUGUCUGAGAGAGAGAGAGAGAGAAACAUCAAUAGGAGC